UCUGGUCACGUUUUUGGCUGACAGUCGGCUGUCCCGGAGAGCGCUCAAGUGAAGCAAGGUCCGGAGCUGGAGACAUAGCGCAGCGCAGCGCACCGACACCUGCAGCAGGGAUGUAUAACGGGGAUUCCCACUCCGCAAACUGAAUCAACCUCUGAUCAAACCGUAGUCCUCUGUGCUGCCGGGGCGGGAAAGGAGAGGCAGAGCAUGGUCUGGGGUGCCGGCCACUGUUGCUAUGUGUGAAGGAGUGCCAAGGCGCCAAUGGAGACCGAAGGCUAUCGUGACCUACUGGAGACCAGUGACGGCCAGGGGGUAGGCGUGCUGGAUGGUGGUGGCGAGCUGGGUGUGGAGGAGGGAUGGAGCUCACCCUACCCGCUGGGCUUCCAGGUGUCUUUGACCACUGUGCUGAUGCUGGAGCUGGUGCUGGGCUUCAGCAGCAACCUGACAGUGCUUGUGCUCUACUGCGCUCAGUCAAACCUGGUGGAUUCAGUCAGCAACCUGGUGACGGUCAACCUCCACGUGCUGGACAUACUGGUCUGUGUGCUGUGUCUGCCGCUCACUGUGGCUGUGAUCCUGCUGCCUGCUAACGACAGUGGAGUCGGCAACCUGGCCACGCUGUGCUGCUUUCAUGAGGCCUGUGUCACGUUCACCAGCGUGGCGACAGCGGUCAAUGUGUUGGUGAUCAGUUUGGACCGAUAUGACAUCUCUGUGCGUCCAGCGAGUCGUCUGCUGACCCCCCGGCGUGCUGCGCUGCUCCUGGCAGCAGUGUGGGCUGUAUCUCUGGCUGUCUUCUUCCUGCCCUUCCUUGAGGGGGACUUCUUCUCUUUAACGGUAGAGGAGGGUGAGGAUGAGGAACCGGAAAGGCAGAAUAAUGAGCCUGAAUUCACCACUGGACUGACUACCCUUUUUUCCUCCCCCGCUCCCUCUGUAUUACCCUCCACUCAGCCAUCCCCUGCUUCACACCACCUGUCACCAGUAUGGCAGAACAGGACACUGCUGUGUGUCGGAGGGCAGGGGUAUUACACAGGCCUGGCAAUGUAUUACCACUUGUUACUCCAAGUGCCCUGCUUCUUCAUCGCUGUGGUCGUCAUGUUGUUCACCUACUCCAAGAUCCUACAGGCCCUCAACAUCCGCAUCGGCUCCCACAUGAUGAGGGGUUCACGUAAAAAGGACUCCACCUGCAGGAUACGUUGCAGAAGGCGGAAGAAGAAGGACCUGAGCCUGCCCACAGAGGUAGUGUCCUCCAACCAGAACCAGAACCUUAGCCAUCCUCCUCUCAUCCCUUCUCCAACACCUACACCAACAUCCCCCCCGCCGCUCUCCUCCAUGCCCCAAGGGAUGUCUGACAGUGGAGCAACAGUCACCACAGUCAGCACUGCUGCCACCACCCCCAUCGCAACCACACCGGCUUCCCUUGCUUCUCCAACCCCAGUUUUAGCUUCGGCCUCAACAGUGCAGACCCACACCACCUCACCACUGCCUGCCUCCACCAUGGGAGUCCAGGCCUCAGUUUCGGCCAUCAUUGCUUUGAGGCGUGCAGUACGCAGACACAGGGACCGCCGGGAACGGCAACGUCGCGUCCUAAAAAUGUCCCUAAUCAUUAUAUCCACCUUCCUUGGAUGCUGGGCCCCUCUGUCCUUGGUCAACGUUUUGAUCCUGUGUAUGGGUCCCAGCGACAGCCUGGUGCGGAUCCGCCUUUGCUUCCUAGCAAUGGCUUAUGGAACCACUAUCUUUCAUCCUCUGCUCUAUGCUUUCACCAGGCAGAAGCUUCGCCGCGCUCUCAAAACACGGGUCAAGAAGAGGGUGGUAUCCCUUCUGCAGGUGGACCCAGCUGUCAGCGGGGGGACAGUUAUUCAUAACUCAUGGGUGGAGGGGGGAGGCAAGAGGAAGAGUCGUAAACCACGGGUAGAGGCCAGUGACGGCACUGAUCGAUGCCUCACAGAGGCAGUGAAGGAAUGAAGCUUCAGGAUGCGUGUAUGUGUGUGUGUGUGUGUGUGUGUGUGUGUGUGUGUGUGUGUGUCAUGUGUGUGUGUGUGUUGUAUGUGUGUGUGUGUGUGUGUGUGUGUGUGUGCAUUUAUUUGUGUGUGUGUGUGUUUGCGUGUGUGUGUGUGAGUGUAAAAAAUUGUGUGUCUCCACUUUGCUGGAGAUGGAUCUGGUGUCUAUUCAUGCACGGGUGAGAGAGAAAUAAGAUCCAGUUUGUUUACAUAGGUCUGGACAAAUCCCAUGACACCUGUUUCCAUGCAGAUGUUGAGACAGGUGAGUCCUGAGAUCCAAUUAGAGGCAGCUUUCUGCUCUCAGCGACCCUCAUUAGUCCACUUCCUGACUGACAAGGUGGCCACCAUUUCUCCAUGGCAACAUUGGCCAAGAAUUAUGAAGAAAAACCAUAACCAUAGCUACUCAAAACUAUAGUAUGUACCUCGAUUUAUAGGUAAAAGGUUAGAUCAAAGAAAACAUAUAUCGCUCCUGCACUUUCUACUUGCAUUUGCAUGAAUAUAUGCACAGACACACACACACAUAUACACGCUUCAUGCACACGGAUGUAUAGUCAGUCAUUAUCUGUGAAAGCACACCUAUAUCUACCUGCACAGAUAUUCUCAGAGAGAAAAAUAUUGAUUAAAAUAUAUAUUUCUCAUUUGUUUCCUAUUUUUUCAUGCCUUAAUUUAGUUAUUAAGAUAUUCACCUGGUGCUGAAUGUCCUGCUGUAUGUUUACAACAAUGCAUCAGAGUGAAAGGGUUGGCACAUUUUGUAAUAGGCAAAUUAAUGGCAGGUAAAUGCAGGCAUUCAGAUACAAAGUUUACAGGCUCACACAAAGAAAAUAAGAAAACUGCAAAAAAAUGACUGAAAUUAAAUUUCCAAUAAGAAGCAUAUUUUAGAAGAAUGUGCACAAGUUAAGGCAUGUUUUUUUAAUUUUUAAAUAUAAUUUAAUGGUCUUGAUGGCUUAGUCGAGGAUUUUUGUGUGUUUGUGUCUGAAUGUUUACACUCGUGCUUGUAUGCUUGUGUGUUUGCGGUAAGGUGCGGGUGCAUAAAUAAACAAACAAAAGAGUGUCCGUGUGUGUCCAUGAUAAUGUGCAAUAAAUCGUGAGCAAAGCAAUGACCCUGAGGAUGUGAACUAAGAGAAUGUGAACACAGAAUUGUUGUUUUUUUUGUUACGCUUCAGAUUGCAGACGAGAGAGGGGGGGGGGGGGGGGGGUAUAAAUCCUCUGAUUAACAGUAGAGAACCACUGGGCAGAACGGGAAAACUAAUUAUGUGGAGGAACUGUAACCAUGUGUAUGUGACGGGCCACUGUAAUAUUACUGAAAUUGUAUCACUUCAGCUUUCACGUGGCAAUCAAAGGGCAAUAUUUUGUGAAAAACAUCGUGACAACUUCUCACUGUAGUCACUGCAGGUGAACUAGCAGAGGAAUCCAAUCUUGGAGAAACAACAACUGACAGGGGCCGUCCCCUCAUGCCGAGUCUUGGACAUGUUACACUACAUCUGUAUCUGUCUCUCUACUCAGGGCUUCAUGUCUCAUUUCCAGACAUGAUGGACAUAAAACACUAAACCAGUCCUCAAAAAGCUGUUGUGUUAUGGUUGUUACUGUAGGUAAAAGAUUAAUGUCAGUUUGUAGAUAAAGUACACAUUCAACUUUGUACGAGCUUGGAAAGCUCCUCCCUCAUCCUCACCCCUUUUACACUAUGAGCCGGACUGAAGACAGUAAUUCUUGUGUAUUCAUGUACAGUUUUCAGGGAUGUAAAUAUUGAAGUGUCUGUUUUGGUUUUAGAAUUUAAAUUCAAAUUUUCUUUAUCACAAUCAUCUGCCGGACAGAAAAUCAGCCAUUGUGAUAAACUCUUGAGUGAGUUGGAAAGUUACUGUAAAGAAAAGAUUCAUGUAAUUGUAUUUGUGUUAAUACUGUAUGUGUGUACACUGUACUGUACAUUUAUGACCAUGUGUAUAGAGACCUAUUAGUAUUGUAUAAGAUUUAUAUUACGUGUUAUUGUAUAGGACAGAACCAGAUCUGUAUUAAAAAUAUAAGAAUUG
Molecule: messenger RNA, 4015 nt
Organism: Platichthys flesus (European flounder)
Lineage: Eukaryota; Metazoa; Chordata; Actinopteri; Pleuronectiformes; Pleuronectidae
Product: G-protein coupled receptor 22-like
Exons: 2
Coding region: 259-1956 (565 amino acids)
Biological process (GO): G protein-coupled receptor signaling pathway
Cellular component (GO): membrane
Molecular function (GO): peptide binding; G protein-coupled receptor activity
Source: RefSeq, a predicted model, not a curated record